AUGCACAAUGAGCACUUCAUUGAAAAGCAACUGGGGACUUUUGAAAGACAGAAACUUACUAUCAACGGAAAGACUCUAUCACAGCUGAAGUUACUCAGGAAGUCUCUGCCUCACUCCAAAUGUGUGGAAAAUUGUCAUCCUGGAUUUGUCAAGCGAGCUCGGGAAGGAGAGCCAGUUUGCUGCUAUGACUGCAUUCCUUGUCCAGAGGGGACCAUCUCCACUCAGGAAGAUGCGGAAAAAUGCACCAAGUGCCCAGACGAUCAAUACUCAAAUAAGAAGAGAGUCCAAUGUAUCCCAAAAGAUAUAACCUUUUUGGUUUAUGAAGAACAUCUGGGUAUCAUUCUGGCCUCUUUUGCCCUACUAUUAUUCCUAACCACGGGAUUCGUUUCAAUCAUAUUUAUUAAAUACAGAGAAACUCCCAUUGUCAAAGCCAACAACCGGGACCUCUCUUACAUCCUCCUGGUCUCUCUCCUGCUUUGUUUUUUGUCUCCUUUUCUCUUCAUUGGUCAACCAAGAAAAGCCACCUGCCUUCUCCGACAAACAGUGUUCAGCAUUGUGUUCUCAGUAGCCGUAUCUUCUGUGUUGGCGAAAACUAUCACGGUGGUGCUGGCUUUUCUGGCCACAAAACCAGGAAACCAAAUGAAAAGAUGGUUAGGGAAAACUUUGGCCAAUUCCAUCAUCUUUUCUUGUUCUGCUGUCCAAAUUAUCAUCUGUUCCAUCUGGCUCGGAGUUUCUCCCCCAUUCCCUGACUCUGAUCUCCACUCCCAGUCUGAAGUAAUCAUCCUGCAAUGCAACGAAGGGUCUGAUGCCAUGUUCUACAUCACCCUCAGCUACAUGGGCUUCUUGGCUGUCAUCUGCUUCACAGUGGCUUUCCUGGCUAGGAACCUUCCUGGGGCCUUCAAUGAAGCCAAACUGAUCACCUUUAGCAUGCUGGUGUUCUGCAGUGUCUGGGUGACAUUUGUCCCCACCUAUCUGAGCACCAAGGGGAAAUAUAUGGUGGCUGUUCAAGUCUUCUCCAUCUUGGCCUCCAGUGCUGGUCUGCUGGUCUGCAUCUUCCUCCCCAAGUGCUACAUUAUCCUUCUGAGGCCAGACCUGAACACAAAGGAACAACUUAGUGGCAGACUAAAUGUAAACACAUGA
Messenger RNA from Pantherophis guttatus, 1140 nucleotides. Lineage: Eukaryota; Metazoa; Chordata; Lepidosauria; Squamata; Colubridae. The record is from RefSeq and is a predicted model, not a curated record.